UCCACCUGUGAGUUUCAUACUGAAGACGCACCUUGCAAGUAAGAAAGGAUGAUUACUCUGACACUAUUGGUCAUAGCUGCCGGUUGCUGCUUUGCACCUGCCACAUCAGUUUGCAUUAGAAAUGGCGAAGAACAAGAGUCCAGCUGCCUGGAGAAGGCUUUGGCAAAUAAAGGAUUAACUGUUGGUGAUCUGGCAAACUUCAUCUGCACUUAUUACAAAUUCAAGGAUGCGACUGACAAAACAGAACUCAUCAAGGAAAUUCAACACAUUGAGGUUGCCUCUGGCUGUACCCGCAAAGACAUUUUUGGAUCAGAUGCAAAUCUAGAGACGUUAGUUAUGGAUGGCGAUGGUGCACUUCAAAACCUGACUACAACUGUGCAUCAGAUGUUGAAUUACCUCUGCCCAGUACGAAUAACACCAACUGUGUGCCAUUUAUUGUUCCUGCAGCGCAUCAGCCAAGGACAUCUGCCAAACUCUCCAUCUACGCAUACUACUGAAGGGGGGGCUCAUAAUCGACACACUCGUGAUCUUUUAGGCCCAGUUGGAGGGCUUCUAUCAUUAUUAAGUAUUCUUGGUCCCUUAGGAAGCGUGCUUGGUCCCGUAGGAAACUUGCUUGGUCCCGUAGGAAACUUGCUUGGAGGAGUAACAGGUGCAGUUAGUGGCCUUGGAGUGACAGACUUACUUGGUGGAAAAGGGGGAUUGCUAGGAUCAGGAUGCCAAUCUGGAAAUGGAGGAUUACUAAGUGGAGUGGGAGGCCUCCUGGGGUCAGGUGGAUCAGGUGGAGCAUUAGGUGGUUUGCUUUCUGGAAAUGGAGGAUUACUAAGUGGAGUGGGAGGCCUCCUGGGGUCAGGUGGAUCAGGUGGAGGAUUAGGUGGUUUGCUUUCUGGAAAUGGAGGAUUACUAAGUGGAGUGGGAGGCCUCCUGGGGUCAGGUGGAGGAUUAGGAGGUUUGGUUGGAACAGUUUCAGACCUGACAGGAGGACUGACAGGAGGAAAAGGUCAGGGGCUAUUAGGAAGCUUGCCUGUAAGUGGACUGCUAAGUGGACUGCUAGGUGGACUUGGUGGCAUCGCAGGGUGACUUGGAGACACUUUACUUGGAUAAUCUGGACUGUAAAAAAGGAAGAUCAGAAACAAAAUUAUGAAUGAAUUGGGAAUGAAUCUCCACUUCCGCAAAAUCUUCUGUUUCUAUCUAUAGUUUAGUGCAUUGCUGAUUAAUGACUUAAUAAAUGAAAUGAAAAAUGCAUCUCCUUCAUAUAUUCUUAAAACUACUUUAAUAAAAACAUUAUAUGAAAAUAAAAAUUAAUUGAAAAACA
Molecule: messenger RNA, 1312 nt
Organism: Pseudophryne corroboree (corroboree frog)
Lineage: Eukaryota; Metazoa; Chordata; Amphibia; Anura; Myobatrachidae
Exons: 9
Coding region: 49-1077 (342 amino acids)
Source: RefSeq, a predicted model, not a curated record